This is a messenger RNA of Chelonus insularis, 1659 nucleotides long. Its product is annotated as serine protease 30-like. The record is from RefSeq and is a predicted model, not a curated record. The transcript is spliced from 7 exons. The coding region runs from base 44 to 1570 and encodes 508 amino acids. Lineage: Eukaryota; Metazoa; Arthropoda; Insecta; Hymenoptera; Braconidae. Gene Ontology annotation, biological process: proteolysis. Gene Ontology annotation, molecular function: serine-type endopeptidase activity.
GUUUUUUUAGUUUAGAUAAAAAAAGUUAAACAUUCAAAUAAUCAUGUCAAUAAAAACUGCAUUAGUUUGUGCUAAUUUAUUUUUAAUUUUUUUCACAAUUAUUUAUGAAAUAAAUGGUAAACCACCAGCAAAAAUAACCGGUGGUUCAGAAGCUGCUAUAAGUGAAUUCCCUGCAAUUGUUUCUGUACGUUACCGCUGGAGACAUAUCUGUGGUGGUGUUUUGAUAACCCCUAAACACGUCCUUACUGCCGCUCACUGUUUGGUCGACGAACUUCCGCUGACAAAAAAAAUCAUUCCAUACUCUCCUUGGGAAAUAACCGUCGCUUCUGGUAGCAAUAACUGUUUGAGACCUAAAAAUGUCAACUUAGUUGAAAAAAUACAUGUUCAUCCUCAAUAUGUCGGAGCACAAAAUGCCCACUUCAACGAUAUUGGUGUCAUUGAAUUAAGAGCAGACGUCGUCGCAGAUCCUGAAUCACAGUUUCCUAUAUCUCUACCAAGUGUUGACUGCAAAGUAGGAGAAAAUGCUACUGUUGCAGGAUGGGGCACUACAUAUCCUCGUGAAAUGAAAGUUGCUGAAGUUCUUCAAAAAGUACCUGCAAUAACUUUAAGUAAUUGGGACUGUCGUCUUCGGACCCAUAAUGUUGUUGGUAAUGGUCAACUGUGUGCAUUCUACAGCAAAGGCUUCGGAUUUUGUGAUGGAGACAGCGGUGGUCCUUUGAUAGCAAACAAUACCGUUAUUGGUAUUGUAUCACUCUCCUACGAUUGUGGAGCUGGAUAUCCCGAUGUUUAUACUAGAGUUUACUCGUACGUUCCAUGGAUCGAAGAAAAAAUUAAUGUUUUGGUCAAUGGGAAACCACCUAAAAAAAUUGUAGGUGGUUCUGUUGCUUCGAUAUAUGAUUAUCCUGCGUUAGUUUCUAUUCAAUUACAUGGUUCACAUUUAUGUGGAGGAGUUUUUAUUACUAUGCGUCACAUUUUGACAGCAGCUCAUUGUUUAGCAUAUCAAGAUCAGACUAAUACUUUAAGACUAUUUAAUUUAAAUGAUAUAUCAAUCGCCUCAGGAAGUAGUAAUGCAGCAUUAAAACUAUUUGUUCAUCAGCCUAAACAAUUAAUUAUUCAUCCAAAUUAUAAAGGAUCUGUAGAUUGGCAUGGAGAUGAUAUUGGUAUCAUAGAGUUGACAGAAACAGUAAAACGUGAUGCAACUCAUCAAGUAGUUAGGCUUCCAAAUACCUAUUGUGGUAGUGAUUUGUACGCUACCGUACUAGGAUGGGGAUAUUUAUAUGCAUUCUCUGGACGUACUUCAGACUGGUUACAACAAGCACCUGUUAUCACAUUGUCUAAUGAAAAAUGUUUACAAUCAAUUCCUUAUCAAAUUAAUGAAAAUCAUCUUUGUGGAGUCUAUAGCCAAGGAAUUGGAUUUUGUGAUGGUGAUAGCGGUGGUCCUUUACUCAUGAAUGGAGAAGUAGUAGGAGUGGUAUCAAUGGGUUAUGAAUGUGGAUCGGGAUCCCCUGAUAUUUACACUCGAGUCCAUCCUUAUGUGCCUUGGAUUCAAUCAGUUAUCAAAGGCUAUUGAAAUAUAGUAAUUUUCUAUAAUAUUUUAAUAGUUUAUAAAACUAGUUUCGUGUAUAUUUUGAUUAUGUAAUAUAUUUACUCAUUUUUUUA